This is a messenger RNA of Cucurbita pepo subsp. pepo (vegetable marrow), 1873 nucleotides long. Its product is annotated as putative protein S-acyltransferase 4. Gene Ontology annotation, molecular function: protein-cysteine S-palmitoyltransferase activity. NCBI's taxonomy places the organism in Eukaryota, Viridiplantae, Streptophyta, Magnoliopsida, Cucurbitales, Cucurbitaceae. The record is from RefSeq and is a predicted model, not a curated record. Gene Ontology annotation, biological process: protein targeting to membrane; peptidyl-L-cysteine S-palmitoylation. Gene Ontology annotation, cellular component: Golgi apparatus; endoplasmic reticulum.
UCCACGAGCAGACCCAGAGAGCCUCAGCUGGCUUUUGAUCGAAAACCCUCCGAACCUUCCUCCAUCGUUUCUGCGCUUUAAGAUUCAACGUUUAUUUUUCUUCUCAUGUGUACGCACGUAGUUUAGUUUCGUUUUGUGUGUUGAAAAAGAUCUUACCGUUGAAGGGGAUGUUUCUGAUUUCUUGAAUCGUCUUUUGAAUCGGUUCUUGAUUUGGGGGAUUCUCCGAGUUGGGUGGAUCGUUCACCGGACUCGGUAUGGCCACGCCGAACAACCUCUUAAGACUUUACCAAGUUUGGAGGGGAAGUAAUAGAUUUUUCUGUGGUGGGAGAUUGAUAUUUGGCCCUGACGUAUCAUCUCUGAUUCUCUCCAUAUGUCUUAUUGCUGGUCCUGCAGUUGCUUUCUGCGUAAAGAUAUAUUUGAAGAUCCAUGAUGUUGAACCACCUGGGAACGCUCGUUGGUAUCCUGUAUUAUUUGGAGGUCUCGCCCUCACUUUUCUGGAUUUGAUAUUUCUGUUCGUGACUUCUAGUAGAGAUCCUGGAAUACUGCCUCGAAAUUCAAGGCCUCUUGAGUCAGAUGAAUUAGAUGACAUGAAUACACCAUCCAUGGAAUGGAUCAAUGGAAGAACCCCACAUCUAAAAAUCCCUCGGAUUAAAGAUGUGACUAUAAAUGGUCAUACAGUAAAAGUCAAGUACUGUGACACUUGUUUAUUUUAUCGCCCUCCUCGUGCAUCUCAUUGUUCCAUAUGCAACAAUUGUGUUCAGAGAUUUGAUCAUCACUGCCCAUGGGUUGGGCAGUGCAUUGGAAUACGUAAUUAUCGGUUCUUCUUCAUGUUCAUAACGACCUCGACAAUCUUGUGUUUAUACGUGUUGUCGUUUUCGUUGUCCAUCCUUAUUCAUCAUCAAGAAGCCUUUUUCAAGGCUGUGUCCAAAGACAUCCUUUCAGAUAUUCUAGUAGUGUAUUGUUUCAUUGCCUUUUGGUUCGUUGGUGGCCUUUCCGUAUUCCAUUCUUAUCUUGUACUCACAAAUCAGACUACCUAUGAGAAUUUCCGGUAUCGGUACGACAAGAAGGAGAAUCCAUAUAAUAAAGGAACGAUGAAGAACGUCGGAGAAGUAUUUUUCUCGAAAAUUCCACCGUCAUCGCAUAAGUUCCGAUCCAUUGUUGAGGAGGAUGACAUGAUGAUGGGCGUUACUCCUUAUCUUGAAGAAGGUAUUUUUAGCUCGAAGGAGAAACUUGAUAUGGAAAGGGGUACUAAAUAUUUGGAGGAUGAGACGUUCCCAACUCCUGACAUAUUGAGGAGAUUCGAAUACGUGGACGACCUGGAAGAUGAUCUGAAAAUGAUGGUAGAAGGAGAAAGACCUCAUGUUGAUCCACUGUUUCGUCUUGACCGAGAGGCAGAGGAACUUGAAGAAGGUGGCAGUGAUGGAAUACCUGAUCCUCAGCUAGAAUUAUCAAUGGAAGAUAGUGAUGAAGUAGCCGUAGAAAGUUCCAUCCCUGGUGGGGUUAACACAGAUGAGACGAAGGAUGCCAAUGACUCACCUCAAGUUGAAGCUUCCAAGUUUUAGGCGUUAAAAAGGUCCCAUUUUUCUGGGGAGGCAGAGAAGAGCAACAUGCAGCUGUAAACGCUUCCUGUUGUCAUUAGAAGCAGGGAGGAAUAUUGGGUUAAGAAAGAUUGGGCUGUAGAUUAGGUAAGCGAAAUGUAGAGGAUAUCAGAAGCUUAUUGUGGUGGGUGAGGAAUUUUUUGUUUCGUUGUUAAACCUGUUGGUUGCUUUACGUUUUCAUGUAUCCAAAGUGGCUUUAAAAUAAAGCCCAAAUUCCACAUGCCACUUUCAGAUUCUAUUCACACACUGAUCCAUCUAUUCUUCUAUUUCUUUUA